UAACUCAUUCUCAGCAUAGCCCAAACUAAAUCAAAACAAAUUCUUCAUAACACAAUUCUUCAGUCUUAUCACCAACCUUGGUCUAACUAGGCAAAGUUCCAAAGGCUUUUCUUGGCAAAAGUUCAAAAGCAGAAGACGCUGACAAGAAAUAAAUGCAGCAAGACAAGGAGCAAGGCUAUCAAUGUUGUUUUCCGGCAAAGAGCCCAAAUGCCGUUGCUGGUCUUUUAAGCCUUAUGGGAGGGGCCAAUCAUCUCUUGGCCCUACUCCUGAGUCAUCCUCUUUGCUUUAGCUGCUCUUGCCUUUUGGCAGCUCUUCUCAUGCGUAGACUAGGAACAGGCUCCUCCUGUUCCUCUGCCUCACUACUGUCAGCCUCUGGAGGCUCCAGAGUCUGCACAUCACUCCCAUCUCUGCCUCCCAUGCAGAGCCGUCAUCCGGGCCUUCCCCAGCCUCCAGGACUAACCCUAACCCUCAGCCUCAUUGCUGUCUGACUCCGUUGCCAGCUCCGCAGGUUGCUGAUGGAUCACAACACUGUUAAAGAUUACAGCGUAUUGAUGGAAACAUGUUUCAGAAUACCAGAACCAGAAUAUUUUGACAAAGUUAAGGAUUAUUUUAUUAGAUUUAUAUAUUGCUUUUAUUUAGUAGUUCAACAAUGUAUACAUAGCUCUUUCUUCAUUACUUUCCCCCAGUGGUGAAAUUCAAUUUUUUUUACUACCGGUUCUAUGGGAGUGGCUUGGUGGGCAUGGCAGGGGAAGGAUACUGCAAAAUCUCCAUUCCCACUCCGCUCCUGGGGGAAGGAUACUGCAAAAUCUCCAUUCACAUCCCACUCUGGGGCCAGACGGAGGUGGCAUUUUCCAGUUCUCCGAACUACUCAAAAUUUCCGCUAUCGGUUCUCUAGAACCUGUCAGAACCUGCUGGAUUUCGCCACUGCUCUCCCCCACCCCCCACAACACUCCAGUGACAUAGAUUGUGCUAAAAGAACAACUGGCCCAGUGAGCUUCCAUGGCUGAGUGAGAACGGGAACUUGAUUUCCUCCAUUCAUAGCCCAAACCCUUAUCCUUAUGACAAACACCAUGUUUACAAAUGGGGAGGGAAGAGCAUGGAGAUUAAAUAUUUUGGGUCUCUUCUCAAGAAGUUACAGGUGCUUGCCCAAGAGAUUAUUUAUUUAGUUUCCUUAAGGCAAAAACAGCUGUUUCACGUUUGUAUAUACUCAAAUGUUUGCCCACGACCACACACACACACACAAAUUAAUGGGCUAUGAAUGAUGGGGGCUUGAUCAAAAGGAUGGAGCGGUCAAGUAGUAAAAAUAUUUCAAUCAUCUGCUAGAAAGGGAGAUUCAAAAAGCAAGAAGGUAGAAACAACGUAAGCUAUACAAACUUCACUUUUUUUUGUAUAUGCACUGAUGUCACAUACAGACCUCUGUAAAAAGGGCAGGGCUUGCAUUGUGACUAGAAUUCCAUCAUCUCUUUUGGUGAACAUCUUUGCUCUGCCUGGGUUCACAUGAUUUACUAGCUCAUGAUUGACAACCUUAGUUUCCUGAGUUAACAUGGAAUUACAUGAUUUAAUGGCGCAUAAGUUAACUUUAUUAAAACUUCCACAGUAUUUUGAGCUACAAGUUAAUAAACACAUCCAAGUUUUAAAACGUUCUGUGAUUUCUGUCUUUGCAUUUAUUUGCCUACACUGAGUAAAUUGGCAAAAUAUAUUUAACUGAUAAUUUUUAGCUGCAAUGCAUUGUGCAAAUGCACAAACUGAACGUAUACCCAAAUGAGGACCAUUCUAGCAGCACCGCAUCUUAAGUAAAUCAUCAAUUAAGACAUUUCCCAGUGAAGCCUUGUUCUAGAAACAUCUUCAAUUCCAGUUUAUAUUUCAAAAUCAGGUAUGUGGACAGGUGUAGAGCAAUACAAGGCACUCAUUAUAAAGUUGGCUGCUAAGGCCCAUGCAACAGUAUGCCAUACACUUUCCAAAAUUGCUUGGCUGCCAUACCCAUCAUUUCCUGUCUGAACCAGUUAUACUGUUGUAGUAAAGUUACCAGUGCUCUCCUGGCACAAAGGCUCGUGGGAAUACCAGAGAGGACAAAAUAUUUAGAAACACUAUUUUCCCAAACUAUGAAACCUUGCUCUGGUUAACAGGGGUGUGUGUUGCCCCCUCCAAUAAAGAGCAGCUUUACGGGAAUUACGGGUUAUGUGGCUCAAGAAUUCUAUGCAGAUGAAGUCCACAUUCCACACCAAGAAUAUUGGUUCCUCAGAGAAUACAACAGAGAACCCCGACAAGGAGAAAGAACAAUAGCUGGGAAUUAUUUUCACACGAGUAAACACGCGAUGCAAAGUUGCAAAUCGAUCAGAAACGCCCAGCGCCCUUGACUCCCAAUAAAACAUUCGAAGCGGCGUCACAAUGCCCUCUUUUUCCCCUCGUUUCGAGCCCCCUCCGCAAGCUGGCGUUGCAUGCCGGGAGUCGUAGUUUUCCCUAAAAUUAGACGUGCGUGAGGAGAGCAGAACCGGGUCUUCUCCGCCGACUGAACUGCAGGGACCGGUGGAGCUUUCCUUUGACUCCUCCGUUUUUCCGUAGGUGCUCGGGAGAAGGCGAAAGCCCGGGCUAUGAUAUCGAAACUGCCGCGACUUUUUUUCCGGACUCUCCGCUCCGUUCGCUUCGCCGCGGGGUCAGCUGGGUCCUCUAGUCCCCAGAUCCCCUGGGCGCCCCCAGAGGUGGGACGGAGAUCUCUGUUCUCCGGCGCCGUUAUGGCUGCGCAGGGAUCCUCCCCUCUUCGGGCGGAUUCCCAAAGGCUGGAAGCGGAGGAGAAGGAGGAGGAGGAAGAAGCUGGGCGAGGAGGAAUGGGAGGAAAAGUUCAGCCUCCAACUGCGAGCAAGCAGUUGUCCCAACAGAUCGAUGGAAAACAAACUGUGGAGUGCAAGAAAAAAGAACAGAAAAAGCGAAGGAAGAAAUCACACAGCUCUAACAAUUCGAUUGAUAACUUGAUGGCGGAAAUGCCAUUUGCUGAAGCAGAUAUUGAACUUGAAUUUAGCACCUCGAGCAAAUCUAAACCAUCUGUUAAAAAGAAGAGAAAGAGAAUAGCAGGAAAGGGGAAUGAAGAAGACAGUACAAUAACGAAGAAAAAGAAAAACCAAGACAGACCCAAUUAUUUCAUUUCUGUUCCAAUCACAAAUCCAAAGAUUAUAGAUGGCAUUCAGACUCUUCAGAACACAAUCAUAGAAAAAGAUAAUAGGCUCUCCAAAGCAAUGAUUCAUUAUGGCUCUUUCCAUGUCACCCUCUUAGUGAUGCAUCUGUCCAAUGAAGAAGCAAUUAGCAAUGGUGUUGGUGCUUUCUUGGAGAGUGGAGGUUUAAUUGAAGAAUUACUGCAAGGAAAGCCUUUGAAUUUAUCUUUUCAAGGUACUGAUCACUUCAGAAAUCAAAUUGGAUUUGUAAAGUUGACUGAGGGUGAUAACACAACCACGCUUUUAAAGAUAGCAGAAAUUGUGAAGAAGAUGUUUCAAGAAAAAGGUAUCGUCAUAGAUGACAAAAUUUUAAAGCCUCACUUGACCUUCAUGAAGUUGUCAAAAUCCCCAAAACUACAAAAGCAGGGAGUGAAGAGAAUUGAUUCAAGCAUGUUUGCAAAUUUCAAAAAUCAUCAUUUUGGAGAUGAACUUAUGAGCCGUCUAGAUCUUUGCUCAAUGUUGAAAAAAAAGCAACCCAAUGGCUACUAUCAUUGUGAAUCCUCGAUUGUAGUGGGGAAGAGCCCUGAAACAGCUCUAGUAAAGGAAGCUUUGCAUAGAGAAUUGUUGCCCCUGUUGGCCAAAGUGAAUCAGAUAAGAGAACUCUUAUCCAGACCAUCAAUUCGGAUGAAAAUAUACAAGGAACUGCUUGAACAAGGACAGCUUAGUUGACAGCAUCUCGGAAAAUGUCACUGAUCCAACUUUUUUAGUGUCUUAAUUUUUAACUGCAAAUUAUAUGGAUUAAUUUUUUACAAAGAUUACUUACAUACCUGGUUUGUAUUGCUUCUUUUUUAGAGGAAGAUACGUACCUGUAUAGUUGAAAGUAAUAGGGAAAAAUACCGUAUUUCCCUGAAAAUAAGGCCCAACCAUAAAAUAAGCCCUAGUAUGAUUUUGCAGGAUGCUCAUAAUAUAAGCCUUACCCCCAAAAUAAGCCCCAGUUAAGUUCAUCAGGAUGCUUUUAAUACCGUAUUUUCGCCAAAAAAACAAGCCCUAAUAGGGCUUUUGAAGCAAAAAUUAAUAUAAGACCAGGUCUUAUUUUUGGAGAAACACUGGUAGGUUAUAUAAUUAAUAAGGAUUAUUUUCUAAGAUCUAUUUGGUGAAGAGUGAGGAAAUCUGACUGAGUCAGAAGAAGCCAAGUCUAUUGUACUGUAAGAAGGUACAUAAAGGACUCUAAUGCUACCAAUAAUUAUCAGUACAUGGAAAUACAGUAAAAUGCUGUAGUACUGAUUGAGAGACGUCAUGAUUUGUGAUAUGACUAAUUUCAUCCUAUGCAUUUUAUUACUGGCAUGGGGAAAGUCGGUGUAUAAAACUUAGAUGCAGACUUUCAUUGCUUAGAGUGUAUCAUUUAGUACAAACCAAAAACUGAGUUAAGGACAGGUACCGUUGUAGUGGACUUGCAUGCACUGUCUCACAUAUGAAUUAUAUCAUCUCAUUACCUUUUUUUCCUCUUACUCACCAUUUACCAUAUUGACCAGACCAUGUCCUCUCUUAGCCCAUGUUUAUUCUGUAAUAGAUAAUACAGUGGAUUAUUUCUAUGACUGUAAACUUUAUAACAAGGUUCUGUUAGGUGGCUUUAAACUGUACCACUUAAGAGAACAUUUUGUAUUAUCCUCCUGUCUUUUAUCUAUUUAUGGUGAUAACUUUGGUUUUGAAUUGCUUACUUUUUUAACACACCAGAAUUUUAAAUCUUAUGUACAGAUUCUGACAUACAAUUUUUGCUAUUGUUUACAUGCAAAACAAGACGGUUUAAAAUGUUUUAAUAUUAAUUGUAAAAUUGCAGCAGGUCAUUUAUUUCAUCACUUGUUACGAGUAUAUUAAUUUUAAAAACGGGGAAAAAAUUCAAUAGCUUUUGUGAAUAUAAUUUCUGGAAUUUGAAAAGGGCUAAAAGUGUGGGUGGAUGGAACGGUAAGACACAUCACAUUAAUGUUUAUACAAAGUGUGUUUUCUGAAUGCAGGCUUGUAUUUCCAGUAGAUACAUAAACAUGUGGUAUGUGA
Ahaetulla prasina is the source of this 5198-nucleotide messenger RNA. It is a transcript of the gene AKAP7, whose product is annotated as A-kinase anchoring protein 7. The transcript is spliced from 8 exons. Gene Ontology annotation, cellular component: cytosol. The coding region runs from base 2592 to 3875 and encodes 427 amino acids. Lineage: Eukaryota; Metazoa; Chordata; Lepidosauria; Squamata; Colubridae. Gene Ontology annotation, molecular function: protein kinase A regulatory subunit binding. The record is from RefSeq and is a predicted model, not a curated record.